UCUGCAGUAGGCAGCUUUCACAGAGGUUCUUCCAGUGUAGUGGCUGUAGCUCUGGGUGAAGUAGGAUCAUCAAUGUCGGCCCCCAGGGUUCACAGCUGUUCUGAGCCCCGCCCCCAGGUGGCAGGGCAGCCCAGUCAGUCAGUCACGUGCUGGCGGCUGGCCAAUCAUCGGGGGCGGCGCGGGGAGGGGUGGUGUAGACGGAGAAAGUGAAGGGUGAGGCACGGCCCUGCAGAUUUUCCAGCGGAUCCCCGGGUGGCCUCAUGUCGCGCAGUGGAACCGAUCCUGAGCAGCGCCAGCAGGCGUCAGAGGCGGACGCCGCAGCAGCAACCUUCCGGGCAAGCGACCAUCAGCAUAUCCGCUACAACCCGCUGCAGGAUGAGUGGGUGCUGGUGUCAGCUCACCGCAUGAAGCGGCCCUGGCAGGGUCAAGUGGAGCCCCAGCUUCUGAAGACAGUGCCCCGCCAUGACCCCCUCAACCCUCUGUGUCCUGGGGCCAUCCGAGCCAAUGGAGAGGUGAAUCCCCACUACGAUAGCACCUUCCUGUUUGACAACGACUUCCCAGCUCUGCAGCCUGAUGCCCCCAGUCCAGGACCCAGUGAUCAUCCCCUUUUCCAAGCAAAGUCUGCUCGAGGAGUCUGUAAGGUCAUGUGCUUCCACCCUUGGUCGGAUGUAACGCUGCCACUCAUGUCGGUCCCUGAGAUCCGGGCUGUUGUUGAUGCAUGGGCCUCAGUCACAGAGGAGCUGGGUGCCCAGUACCCUUGGGUGCAGAUCUUUGAAAACAAAGGUGCCAUGAUGGGCUGUUCCAACCCCCACCCCCACUGCCAGGUAUGGGCCAGCAGUUUCCUGCCAGAUAUUGCCCAGCGUGAGGAGCGAUCUCAGCAGGCCUAUAAGAGUCAGCAUGGAGAGCCCCUGCUAAUGGAGUACAGCCACCAGGAGCUACUCAGGAAGGAACGCCUGGUCCUAACCAAUGAGCACUGGUUAGUACUGGUCCCCUUCUGGGCAACGUGGCCCUACCAGACACUGCUGCUGCCCCGUCGGCAUGUGCGGCGGCUACCUGAGCUGACCCCUGCUGAGCGUGAUGAUCUAGCCUCCAUCAUGAAGAAGCUCUUGACCAAGUACGACAACCUGUUUGAGACGUCCUUUCCCUACUCCAUGGGCUGGCAUGGGGCUCCCACAGGAUCAGAGGCUGGGGCCAACUGGGACCACUGGCAGCUGCACGCUCAUUACUACCCUCCGCUCCUGCGCUCUGCCACUGUCCGGAAAUUCAUGGUUGGCUACGAAAUGCUUGCUCAGGCUCAGAGGGACCUCACCCCUGAGCAGGCUGCAGAGAGACUAAGGGCACUUCCUGAGGUUCAUUACCGCCUGGGGCAGAAGGACAGGGAGACAGCAACCAACGCCUGACCACGCCGACCACAGGGCCUUGAAUCCUUUUUUUUUUUCAACAGUCUUGCUGAAUUAAGCAGAAAGGGACUUGAAUCUUGGCCUGGAAUUUGGGCAGAUAUAGCACUAAUAAAACUGUGUAUCUCAAACUUUUA
Molecule: messenger RNA, 1534 nt
Organism: Nomascus leucogenys (northern white-cheeked gibbon)
Lineage: Eukaryota; Metazoa; Chordata; Mammalia; Primates; Hylobatidae
Gene: GALT
Product: galactose-1-phosphate uridylyltransferase
Biological process (GO): beta-D-galactose catabolic process via UDP-galactose, Leloir pathway
Cellular component (GO): cytoplasm
Molecular function (GO): zinc ion binding; UDP-glucose:hexose-1-phosphate uridylyltransferase activity
Source: RefSeq, a predicted model, not a curated record